Messenger RNA from Lethenteron reissneri (Far Eastern brook lamprey), 3459 nucleotides. Its product is annotated as protein-arginine deiminase type-2-like. Gene Ontology annotation, cellular component: cytoplasm; nucleus. The record is from RefSeq and is a predicted model, not a curated record. NCBI's taxonomy places the organism in Eukaryota, Metazoa, Chordata, Hyperoartia, Petromyzontiformes, Petromyzontidae. Gene Ontology annotation, molecular function: calcium ion binding; protein-arginine deiminase activity.
UCAGCACCAGGGCGCCCUUCCUUAUCUCUCGCGCCGACAAACAGUCGUGACUCACUGCCCCCACAAGACGCCUGGCUAUUUAAGGAGCUUUAUCAAGCAGCUGCUCUUGUUACCUCGAGGUGCCCCGUGGUGUUUCGCAGGUGCAGUAGGAAGGGAGGCGCGCGGAGGACAACAUGGCCACGACUCGGACAAUCCACCUGCAGCUGGACAAGGUCCUGGAGGAGGUCUUCGUCUUGGGCACUGAGCUGGUCAUGGACAUUUACCAUGUGGCACCGCCGGGGGCAAAGAGUUUCUCUGUGAGCGCCAGCGUGGACGUCACGUGCUGGGUGAGCACGCCGUUCAAGUCGGCGGCCACCGACAUGCGCGGCCGCGUGGCCGUGGGCACCCAGGUGCACGCUCAGGUGCUCACGCCCAGCCAGGAGGUUGGUGACAAGAAGAUGUCCGUGACCUUUUACGGAGUAAAGGCUGACGUUGCCCUGGCCAAAGCUCGAGUUUACUUGACGGCCAUUGGCCUCUCCCUGGAUGUGGACUCUGAUCGAGAUGGCAUCGUAGAGCAAAACCACCCUAACAAGGCGACGUGGAAGUGGGGACCCAACGGGCACGGCGCCGUUCUUCUGGUGAACUGCGACAAGGAGAGGGACUCCACCUCGUCACCCGACAACGAGGACCGCUCCCUGCAGGGGGCAGCAGACCUGCAGGACAUGUCGCCGAUGCUGGUUCGUACCCGAGGUCCCGCCAAGUUGCCACCUGGCUACAGCCUCCAGCUGCACAGCCUUCAGUCGCAGCACGCUGGCGUCUUCCACGUACCCGACCUGAGCAAGGUGAUAGGCACGGAGAGGCAGUCGCUGGGGCCGGGCAAGUCGAGCUACUCGUUCGAGUACCCGGGUCGUGGCGGAGAGGUGAACUUCUUCGUGGAGGGGCUCAGCUUCCCGGACGCCGACUUCAACGGAUUCGUUCACUUCCACCUCAGCCUCCUGCAGGUCAUCCUGCCGGGCACACAGAGCACGCCGAUUUUCAGCGACAGCGUGGUUUUCCGUGUGGCUCCUUGGAUCAUGACUCCAAAUACCCAGCUGGCGCUGGAGAUCUUCAUGACAAGGGUCGACACGAAUGCGGUGUUCGUAAAGCAGAUGACCACCAUCGCUCGCCUGGCCGGGUGCACGCCAUUUGAAAUACAGAACACAGUCGAUGUGUGGAUGCAGGACGAGAUGGAGUUUGGCUACUGCGAGUGUCCUACCAAGGUCAUACCGGUCGUGUUCGACUCCCCGCGGGACCGCGGACUAAUGGCCGUGCCGCUCCUGCUAACGGGCAAGGACUUUGGCUAUGUGACGCGGAAGCCACGGAGAGGCGAGGAGGUGAACAGCCUGGACUCGUUCGGAAACCUUGAGGUGUCGCCCCCCGUCAUCGUGAAGGGCAAGAAAUAUCCGCUCGGGCGCAUCAUCAUUGGCAGCGCCUUCCCCGGGGAGCGCGCGGGGCGCAACAUGGCCACCGCCGUGCGCGAGUUCCUGUUCGCGCAGCAGGUGCAGGCGCCCGUGGAGCUCUACAGCGACUGGCUCUCCGUGGGCCACGUCGACGAGUUCAUGAGCUUCGUGCCGGCGCCCGACCGCAAGGGGUUCCGGCUGCUGCUCGCGAGUCCCGACGCGUGUCUCCGUCUCCUCAAGGAGCUGCUCCAGCAGGGACACGGCCAGAAGCGCCUCUUUGAGAGCUGCCCAGACGUUGUCUCAUCCUUGAAGCGCAAGCUGAAGAUUCAGGACAUCGUCGAUGACAAAAACAUCACGACUGAAAAUGCAUAUGUACAGCGCUGCAUCGACUGGAACCGCGACGUGCUCAAGAGGGAGCUGGGCCUGGAGGAGGCGGACAUCAUCGACCUCCCCGUGCUCUUCCUCCUCAACAAGAGCAAGGCCGAGGCCUACUUCCCCGACGUGGUGAACAUGGUGGUGCUCAACAAGCAGCUGGGCAUCCCAAAGCCGUUCUGGCCGCACGUGGACGGGCAGUGCCCACUGGAGAGCCACGUGCGCUCCCUGCUCGAGCCCCUGGGCCUCGCCUGCCACUUCGUCGACGACCUGAAGACCUACCACCUCAAUCUGGGCGAGGUGCACUGCGGCUCCAACACUCGCCGCUCACCCUUCGCCGGCGUCCGCUGGUGGGACGUGGGCCCCCUGUGAGACCCGUCAAGCCCCUGGGCGUGAAGACGACAGCCCACGUCGUGCCGAUGGCCCGUCCUCCGCUGGCUCGUCCGAGCCAAGCCAGUGCGAGGCCCGCAUGGUACAGGUGGUUGGUUUUCCUACUGGCUGUUGUGUGUGCAGUGGAAAAGCAACCCAGCACCUCCCGAGUCCCACCAGGGCUGGCUUGGCACAACCCCCGGCAUAGCUUGCUCAGCUGGUUGCAGUGGAAAGAAGCAUGAGAUUUUGGGCUCAAUUCAGGCAACUGUCUUGUGAGUAUUCAUCCAGGCUGUAAUCAUGUAUGGUGAUUUGAUUAUUUCAGGCAGGUAACUCGUGCCAGCUCUUAAUGACUUAAAAUAAAUAGUAGGCUUGUCUAAGGGUGUUAUCUAAGCCAAGUAACUCUUGCUGCAGACUUUUGCCUAAUCAUUGCAAACAUUGUGUAGGGAAAGGCAUUUAAGAAAACUGUGGCUGGUAUGAUGUUCAUGCCUAUGCAGGCCUAUUCAUCCCCCAAUUUACUUGCGAGUCCUUUGAGAUCGAAGGAUAACUAGAGCCCCUAGGAUCAACUUAACUCUGGCACCCAGUUUUUCAUUGGAUAAGAAAAGUUUAAAUUAGAAAAACAUGUAACGAGUGUGCAUCACUCUAAUUGGCCGUGGCAAUAAUGAUUUAGAUUAAUGUGAAGAAUAGUUUUAUAUGGCUUUUAAACUUUACACAAUUUUAUCCCAAUCGCCCUGUUUGCAUCAUGUCUGAGACGAAGUAUCCAUUGGGAUGUCUCAUUCAGCAGUGCAGCCAACCCCCCCUUGUGUUAUGGUAUGGCUCACUGAAGAGGAUAUGGCAGCGCUACCUCUGAGACAGCUGGAAGUGACCUCUGGCUCCACACGUCAGAGGGAGGAAUUUUCCCACCCGCUCUGCCACGUGAGACUUAAUGUUCAUUGCAUGAGCGUCAAACUUUCAGAGUUGGGAAUUUAGCUUGAAUUAAAUGCGGAGAAUUUCUUGACAAUAUCCGACUGCGAAUGUACUCCGGUUUACAGGGGACAUUGUUUCAAAAUGCUUCUCUUGUACGCGUCUCGGCAUCGAAAAGACGUUGGCACCAGGUUCGACCACAGGCCACCAAGUCACGUGAUUCGCUUUGCUUUUUAAUGUAACUUCCAUGGACCAAAAUCAGUAGUACAUUUAUGAGAAGUGCCUCAUUUCCAGGUGUACUUCUCUUUAAUAUUUGAUUAAUCGCCACUGCAAAUUGAUGUGGUCAAAAUAUUGGUGUUUGAUUGAUGUUGCACUGUUUUCAAUAAAUUGUUUAAACGUG